This is a messenger RNA of Zophobas morio, 489 nucleotides long. Its product is annotated as soma ferritin-like. NCBI's taxonomy places the organism in Eukaryota, Metazoa, Arthropoda, Insecta, Coleoptera, Tenebrionidae. Gene Ontology annotation, cellular component: cytoplasm. Gene Ontology annotation, biological process: intracellular iron ion homeostasis; iron ion transport. The record is from RefSeq and is a predicted model, not a curated record. Gene Ontology annotation, molecular function: ferrous iron binding; ferric iron binding. The transcript has 3 exons. The coding region runs from base 105 to 458 and encodes 117 amino acids.
CACUGCAGACUCACUUAAAGUAUUUUCAACACUAAUAUCUUCCACUGGUUGCGUUUCUUCCUCCUUAACAUCUUCAUUACUAUCGAAAGUCAGACUACCAGUUGAUGCGUGGGGGUUUAGUGACCCUCUACCCCGUCACAGUGCCUGAGGAUAUGAACUGGACGGAUAUAACCGUCGCCUUGGGGGUGGCAAUCGAAUUGGAGAAAAGAGUCAAGGAGAAACUUGAAGAAGUGGUCCAGCUUGCUGAAUGCCACAAAGAUCUGCAACUUGCGGACUUCAUCACGUCCAAGUUUUUGAAAGAACAGAACGACUCGAUUUGUGAAAUGGGACGUCUGCUAACCAAAGCCAAACGACUAGUGGAUACGGGAGGCGUGGGAAGGCACCUAUUCGAUAGAGAGAUCUUCGAGUACAUGCGUGACAAAAAUCCAGAAAUUAAAUUUCCGUACCGCAAUAUCUGAACGUGGCUAAUAAAAAUCCAGUGAUAAUUGA